This is a messenger RNA of Pyrus x bretschneideri (Chinese white pear), 1695 nucleotides long. RefSeq lists its product as uncharacterized. Bases 13 to 1467 code for a protein of 484 amino acids. The record is from RefSeq and is a predicted model, not a curated record. The transcript is spliced from 3 exons. Lineage: Eukaryota; Viridiplantae; Streptophyta; Magnoliopsida; Rosales; Rosaceae.
CUUCCAUCCACAAUGUCAUGGCUGGCUAAAUCCAUCGCCAACUCACUCAAGCUCGACGACGACGGCAACGGUGAUUACGACGGCACAAACCCUAGCUCCAACAAUGGUACAGACCCAAAUUCAACCCGACCCGAAUCCGAUUCACCGUCGGCUCCCACCGUCAAAGGCGACAUCUCCGAGCUAACCAAAACCCUAACUCGCCAGUUCUGGGGCGUCGCCUCCUUCCUCGCCCCGCCUCCCGAUCCAACUACCCCUCCUCCCCCCAGCUCGUCCGACCCGGCCCAUCCCUCCGAUCCAGAACCCUCCGACGAGGACGUGAUCUCCGGAAUCCGCAGCGACUUUGCGGAGAUCGGCGGGAAGUUCAAGACCGGGAUCUCGAAGCUGUCAAGUAACAUAGCGGUUUCGGAGUUCACUAAGAUCGCUUCGAAUUUGCUUCAGUUUGGAUCGGAAGAGGAGGCGGAGGCAGCUGGUGCUGCUUUUGGUGUGACCCAGGAAGCUCUCGUGUUCGUCAGGAAUAUCUCUAUGCAUCCGGAGACUUGGCUCGAUUUCCCUCUCCCCGACGAGGACGAAGACUCAGAUGAUUUUGAAUUGUCUGAUGUUCAACAAGAGCAUGCUCUGGCUGUUGAGCGGCUUGUGCCAUCAUUGGCUGCUCUCAGAAUUGAACUUUGCCCUGAGCAUAUGAGCGAGUCUCACUUUUGGAUGAUUUAUUUUGUUCUCUUGCACCCUAGACUCGGUAAACAUGAUGCCGAGCUUUUGUCUACACCUAAGAUAGUGGAAGCUAGAGCCAUGUUGUCUCAUCAGCUUAAGAAGGUAACUAAUGAAAAUUCAGAGACAGACCCUUCAGGAAGUAGCACUACUCAUGUGAAAGGAGUUUCCGAUUUCCCAGAAGAACAGCAUCUUUCUGUGCCACCUAGUGCUCAAUCUGACUUUGCACCUUCCAAUACGUCUACCAUCAGAUCAGGUCCUCUCCCACAGGCAGUUGAUGUCGAGACAGACAAGCACCCAGUUCAGAGUAGCGAAAUCCAAAUUAUUGACAAGCCUGUUAUUGAGGAAGGACCAGUAAAAGAGACAAAAUAUCAACUGCCACUCUCUAAUUCUUCCUCUAAAGUCGUGGAUGAGAAAUAUGAGGAUGAUGGUGAUGAUUGGUUGAAAGAGGAAACUUCAGAGAUGGAUGGUGUUGGUGGAACCUCCAUCCCUGUAGAGAAUGAUGAGGAUGUAUCAUUCAGUGAUCUGGAGGAUGAUGAUGGAGACGCACCAGCAGGUUACAAGAAGGUCACAUCUGGCUCUGAUUCAUCGACAAAAGACUCAAGAGAUUGGGUUCAACUUAGCAGAGCCUCUGCCGAUUCAGAUAAGGACAGCAACUCUGUUGAGAUUAGACAUUCUGGGUCUGGCCAGGUAAGUGCUCGUAACUUGGAGACCAAGGAAUCUAAUGACUGGCUUGAUGUUGAAGACAUUGAUGUUAUAUGAUGAAUUCAUAAGAACCCUUUUCAGGUCAAUAUGGCCUCUUCUCAUUCAUACCUUAUUGUAUAGAUGUGAAAUGUUUCAUGAGUAUGAGUUAGGCUAUGGAAACCGUAUUAUUGUACAUAACGACUGUUACUCGAUUAUUGUUUCUGAUGAAGAAUGUAUUUAUGAGGAGCAAGAUACAACAACAUGCAAUAAUCUGGAUUUAUUUCAUAUGAAAUUGUGUUUUGUUAA